AACAACAAAAACACAGAAAGAGAGAGUCAAAAUAGGUCCACCUUGUCCUUUGUCGAAUCCCGACCCUUAAGAAAAUCACAAUUAGGGUUUCUCCUGGUGCCUAAAUCCUAAUCCCAUCUCCUCUCUCUCUCUCUGUGCUCUGUCUCAAAUUCCGACCCAAUACGACAGUCGUGAAGAAAUGGAUCUAGAGGUGGUGGGCCGCCACGCUCUGUUCUUCGACGACGACGCCAGCGCCUCGUUCGUGAACUCACGCGACGCCCUCGUCGAGUGGAACUCGCUCUUCAUCGACCGCUACGAUGUUCGCCACCUCCUCUCCGGCCCUCUACCCCCUAUCACGCGCCGACGACAUCUCACGCGUUCAUCCUCCUCGCCGCCGCCUCAACCUGAUGCCGCUCUCGAGUUCGAGCUCGAUCAGGAGCGGUACCUCGAUUUACCGUCACCGUCUGAAGAACCAGAACAAGAUACAGGUAAUGAUCCAGAACAGGCAGAUGCUGGUGGCUAUCAUACUGUUGGCUUCUCAUAUGGAAACCCAGAUGAGUUCACUGAGCAGAAGAAUAAUGAUACUGAGCCUGUUUUUCAACCAGCCUUUCCAGUGCCGGAAAGCUUAAUUCAAAACCUUCCUCCAACAGAAAAGUUACAUCAGAUCAUUUCAAGAACUGCUACAUUCGUCUCCAAGCAUGGUGGGCAAUCAGAAAUUAUUUUGAGGGUGAAACAAGGAGACAAUCCUACGUUUGGGUUCUUGAUGCCUGACCAUCAUCUUCAUGCCUACUUUAGGUUUCUUGUCGAUCACCAAGAACUCCUGGAGUAUGAUACUGAUGGAAAAUCUCUAGAUGAAGAGAAGAAAGCUGAUGGUGGGAUUGACCAGACAGGUGGCGCAUUGUCUUUGCUUGGUUCUGUAUAUGGGUCUGGAGAGGAUGAGGAUGGUAUAAUUGAGGAUGCACCUGAAUUGGGAAAGCUCAAGUCCGUCGAAGCUGUUAAUGCUGUUAGUGCAUCUGUUCCUCAUGGAUCAGAACAGAUAGAAUCUUCUGGAAAUAUAGCUGGGAAAAAUGAUAUUGUUUCCAAGAGUCCAUGUAUUCCUUUGAAAGAAAAAGUUAAUGUCAUUAAACAUAAUCGCACGGUUAGCACAGUUAAAGGUGGAGCUAUUAGUGGGACGAAGAAAGGAAGUGAUGCCUCAGGAUUGGUUUCCACUGCUGCCAAUAAGUCACAUGCUCCUGCUAUGCCUAGCACACCCAAGGUUGAACUACCCAUUUUGGAGCCACCGCCUGAUCAAAAGAAAGUGGUUGAGAAAAUAGUUGAGUUCAUAUUGAAAAACGGUAGAGAAUUUGAAGCUGUUUUGAUUGAACAGAAUUGUAAACAUGGAAGGUUUCUGUUCCUUAUGCCAUCCAACCAGUAUCAUUCUUACUAUUUAACAGUUCUUCAAAAAGCUCAGGAGUCCAAGUUACCUGGCAAAGGAUUGGUUUCUGAGAAGCAUGAGUCAGUCGGGCAUGUAGUGGACAAGAAAACUGCUAAGGAAGGUGAUACCGCCUCAUCAGGAUCUGCUGGUCAUGAUCUACCUUUUGAUUAUGACAGGAAAGAGAAAUUUAAGAUGGUAAUUAGCAAGUUAAAGAAGGAUGGACAUGAUCCGCCUUCUAAAGCUAGCGAACCUCAGUCUGGAGUCAGUCUGGAUACAGCUGCAGCUAUUCUUCAGGCAGCCACAAGAGGCAUCAAGAAUCCGGGUCUAGAGAUAUUCCCAAAGUCAUCGAGUGGUAUAGGUCAAGGCCAUAGCAAUGAGGGUGGGCGAGAUUUGAGCUCGGGGAGUCUACAUACAUCUCAACUUCAAACUUCCGUUCAAAAGGAAAAUUUUUCUGGGGAGCCUCACAUUCCCGUCCCUGUUGCCAAGGCUAUUGCAGAGACGGCUGCACUUGCAGCCGCAAAUGAGGCUGAUUCCUCUGAAGCAUCCUUGACCAGAGAGCAGAAACUGAAGGCUGAGAGAUUGAAACGAGCAAAGAUGUUUGCAGCCAUGAUAAAAAGUGGAUCUGCACCAUUGAAAAGUGAAUCAUUGCGUGGCUUAUCGGCUGAACCACCAGAAUCUGGGAUUUCCUCUUCAGGUAAUGAGGUUGUAAAUCUUUCAGCCAAAGAAAGAGAAGGCAGUUCAGUUCCAUUAGAAGCUGAUAUUUCAGAUAAGGUUGAGGAGUUUGAGAAGAAGCAUUCUGUUGAUGAUUGUAACGAGCGGCGAUCAAAGAGGAGCUACCGUGCCAGAUCUAAAAGGCAUGAAGGAGAAGAAGAAAGUGACAAUGAUUUAGAACAAGAGGCAGAGGAAGAAGAAGAUAAAAGGGGUCACAAACACUCAAGGAAGAAGCGUCGGUCUCAUCAUUCUUCAGAACAUAGUAGGGAUAGGCAUAAACACAGAAGGCAUUCCUCUUCUAAGGAUGGAGAUUCUCGGCGCCAUCGUAAGCAUGACAGUUAUGAUGAUGAGAAGCAUCGGCACACGCGGAGGAGGCAUAAGAGAAAUACCUCUGAUGAUGAACAUCAGCCUCGAAAAAGGAAUAGGCAUGAGAGUUCCUCUGAUGAUGAGCAUCGGAUUUCCCGACGAAGGUAUAAGCAUAGUGACUCUUCUGAUGAUGAGCACCAGCAUUAUAGGCGGCGGCAUAAGCACGAUAACUCCUCCGAGGAUGAGCAUCUGCACCGCAGCAGAUCGGGAAAGCAUAGGAAACCCGAGCCUGAAAAAGAAGCGGAUUUAGAAGAAGGGGAGAUCUAUACAAAGGUAGAUCAAUCAAAAGCUAGUGAGGGUGAUCAUGCUAAUAGGGAAGCUUUUGUGGAUUUUUCGAAGUCGCAUCAAAUUGGAAGAGCUCCAUCCCAGCCCUCUCAAGCUACUGAGGUCUCGGAUGAUCUCAGAGCCAAAAUCCGUGCCAUGUUGAUGGCAACCUUGUGAGAAAGGCACGAUUGUAGGUUUCAUUUGUUGUAAGUUGUAAAAACAGUUCAAACAAUUUGUCUUGAUUUUAUCUAUAACCCGAAUAUCAUUAUUCUGAGUUCGAACUGCAGACUGCUGCCUAUCAAGUCCUAUCCUAGGCCCUGCUCAGGACACUUGUAUCUUCAAGCUUUUCAAUUUACAGAAAUCCCAAAAAUUAACAUAUAUGUAGAACGGAUCAAUUGCAUAA
Prunus persica (peach) is the source of this 3137-nucleotide messenger RNA. RefSeq names its product splicing factor, suppressor of white-apricot homolog. Gene Ontology annotation, molecular function: RNA binding. Bases 179 to 2911 code for a protein of 910 amino acids. Lineage: Eukaryota; Viridiplantae; Streptophyta; Magnoliopsida; Rosales; Rosaceae. Gene Ontology annotation, biological process: mRNA 5'-splice site recognition; RNA processing. The record is from RefSeq and is a predicted model, not a curated record. The transcript has 4 exons.